UGACACACAGACGUUUUAUCUGGCAAACAUGAAAGAACUUUAAUCCAGCUUUCAUUGUUUCUCACCCGUGGCCAUUGGGUUACAGCGUGCGCUCACGGCGGUGACGUAACGCUUGUCAGCAAUGCUCCACCCUCACCCCGUCCGUCUCACGUUACACAUAGACACGGCCUCGAGCCUUAGCAACGCUACGCCUGACCCUGGCACACAGGUGAGGGAUCUACACGUGAGUUUAUCUUGCAGGGCGUUAAAACCCACAAACAUCUGUCAGCUGGAAACCACGCUUCUGUAAACGUACAAUCUUUCAUCUCAAACAUCAGUCGGUAUUCUCCCAGGAUAGGCUCCCGGGCUUCCCGACUUGGGCGUUGCUACGUUGUUUCACGCUGCUGACGACGUCCCACGCACACACCUGACGUUUUGAAGAGGGCGGUACUGCCGCGUUCACGUCAGCGGAGAUACUGGUGGGUGAUGAGCUCUGGAGUAGUGGAAGUGAAUGUUUUAUUUUUGGCGUUGCCACUGCCGUGACCGUCACUUUCAAGUCCCCGGACCGUGUGUUUGAAGAACAAUAUCCGAGCUGCGUUCUAGAACGCUAAAGGUGACUAGAACAAACACUGAUGAUGAUUAUGACAUAACGGAGGCGUUCCAGGUGUCCAUGGAGAUCAGAAGGAUCUAGGAAGGUUAUCUUCGUCUGACAGUUGAUGGGAAGACUUGUGUCAUUUACUGUACCUGACCCAGUACCUAGGGAAGUUUCUGUUGUGGGUACGUACCUGAACGACGACAGUUUACCACCUUCCACCGUAUACGACUAUCAUAACCAGUUCCUAUACAGGAAACUCAGACCGAGAAGGCAUUCUAAAGUAGCACAGUCUACCUUGAAGUGCUGACAGUUGUCAAUAUGGGCUGUGGCUCGAGCUCUAACCAACCCUUGGCCACGGAACCACGGCCAGUUCCUAACGGCGAGCCUGUCCUGUUAAACGUUCACCACAGGGAUCCUGGCGAUGGUGCCUCUGAAGUGCCGUCUGUGCCCGCUGUAGUCGAGCCUGUUGUACAGAAGACAGUGACAGCCCCCAACCCUCAGGUCGCGGACCGCUGCCGGGUCACCAUCCUCCACUUCAAUGACGUGUACAACAUCGAGGAGCGGCCCAACACCGAGCCUGUGGGCGGGGCCGCCAGGUUCGCCACCGCCAUGGGGAAAUAUCGGGACCAGAACCCGCUGGUCUUCUUCUCAGGCGACUGCCUCAAUCCUUCCAUGAUGAGCAGUAUCACGAAAGGCAAACAGAUGGUCCCUAUCUUAAACUCGCUCAAGGUGAAGGCUGCCGUGUACGGGAAUCACGACUUCGACUUUGGAGUUGACGAGCUGGAAGACGUCACCAUGGAGACGAAGUUCCCCUGGCUGAUGAGUAACGUGAUUGACACAUUGACAGACAAGCCGCUGGCGGAUGGGCUGGAAAAAACUGUCAUCACCUGGGGUACCAAAAAGAUUGGCCUUAUCGGUCUAGUAGAGGAGGAGUGGUUGGUUACCCUGGCAACGGUGGACAAGGACGACCUGAAGUAUCUGGACUAUGUGGAAGAGGGGAGAAGACUGGCGAAGGAACUCAAGGAAGAGGGCGUUGACCUGGUUAUCGCGCUGACGCACAUGAGAUGGCCGAAUGACGUCAGACUGGCGGAGCAGGUGGAAGAAAUUGAUUUGAUCCUAGGCGGACACGACCACGACUAUGACGUCAAAAAGGUUAACGGGAAAUACAUCGUGAAGAGCGGGACUGAGUUCCGGAACUUCACCAAGGUAGAGGUGGAUUUCAUAGGUCCAAAGUACGAGAUCAGCACCAUGAAAAUAGAGGUCACCAGCGCGUAUCGGGAGGACGUGGAGAUGAAGAAAAUUGUGGAGGAGUUCACAAGUUUGAUGUCUGACAAGACAGCCACUACCCUGGGGAGGAUAGAAUCGGAGCUGGACGGGAGAUUUGCCACCGUCAGAACUCAGGAGAGCGCUCUUGGAAACUUCCUGACGGACGUGAUGGUAGCCGCCACCCAGGCUGACCUGGCCAUCCUGAACUCGGGCACUCUCCGGUCCGACUCCGUCCAUUCUGCCGGGGACUUCACCAUCAAGGACCUACUGACCAUCCUGCCACUCAUCGACCCCCUGGUGGUCCUGGAGGCUACAGGUACUCAGAUCAUACAGGCUCUGGAGAACGGAGUGAGUCAGUACCCUAAAACUGAGGGCAGGUUCCCGCAGGUGUCGGGAAUCAUGUUCGGGUUCGACCCUGAGGGACCGCCGGGCAGCAGGGUGGACCCCAACUCCGUCAAGGUCGACGGGGAGUACCUGGUGCCUGAGAAGGUGUACAGAGUAUGUACCAAAGCCUACAUAGCACGUGGUAAAGACGGAUACGACGUGUUCAAGGACUGCAAGCCACUGACGGACCCAGAUGAGGGCCCGAUCCUGUCCACUGUGAUCCAGAACCACUUCACUGCUGUGGACAUUGUCAAGGGUCUGAAACCCUGCAGAUCCGGACAUCAUCAGAGUCUCAUCCACGUGGCCAGCGUAGCUAAAAAAAAUAGCGUUGAGGUGCUGAAUAAAAGCAGCAUCAGAAGCUUGCAGUCCCUUUUCACCAGCAUCGCCCCAAAAGUAGAGGGCAGGAUCAUCCAAGUCAACGAGGAGAUGAAAACGAAGAAUGCUGCAGAGAGGAAGACGUUUGAAGCCGACGAGAAUGUCCAGACAGAAGCUGCCAAUCCUCCAGAACCGACUCCUGGUCCUCCUGUCAUCAAACUAGAGAACGAAACCCAGGAGAACGAAACCCAGGGAGAAACAUCCACAGAAACGUCUUCGGAUGCAAAGAAAGAAACACCUUCUGCCGGUGAGGAAGCUGCUCCAUCCACUGAUGGUGGGAAAGAAGUGUCAGAAGACCAACAGCCAGCUGAAAGUCAACAAAAGGAAUCAGGAGAAGGAAAAGACGCCGAAAAGGAAGGAGAGAAAAAGGAAGUCCCCGGCUCAUCGACAGAAGGUGAGGCAGUUAAAGAAAACAAAGAAGUGGGUCCCGAUGAUAUUGUUGCUAAGGAGCAAGGCAUAGCCCUCGAACAAACGACUGAAGAGAAACAAGAAAACAACAAAGCAGCAGACGAUGCUACAAAAAGCGAGCAAACUGCUCCAGACGAAAAGGCUUCCGAUGCCAAACCUUCUGAGGAGCAACAGGGUAAAGAGAACAACGAGAAGCCAACCGAAGGUGCAUCGGAGGCUGGAGAUACGGGAAAGAUAGAAGAACCCGCAAAAGCAGACGAAGCUGCUGAAAAGGAACCUGCAAAAGAAGAAGGCGCUGCUAAAACAGAGACAACACAGGCAGAGGACGCCGCCACAACGGACGAACCCGCAAAAACAGAAGAAGCUGCUAAGACAGAAGAACCAAAAACAGAAGAAGCUGCUAAGACGGAAGAAACUGCACCAGUUGAAGAACCUGCUAAGACGGAAGAAGCCUCACAAGAAAAGGAGGCUGUUGAGACAAAAGAACCUACAGAAACAGAAGAACCUGCGCAAACAGAAGAACCGACAAAAGCAGAAGAACCGACAAAAGCAGAAGAACCGACAAAAGCAGAAGAACCGACAAAAACAGAAGAACCGACAAAAACAGAAGAACCAACAAAAACAGACGCUCCGACAAAAACAGAAGAUGCUGCUAAGUCGGAAGAACCAGCAGGGCAGGAAGCCGCCGAGGGUGAACCUGUCAAAACGGGGGACGCUGCUACGACAGAGGAACCCGCCAAAACGGGGGACGCUGCUACGACAGAGGAACCCGCCAAAACGGGGGACGCUGCUACGACAGAGGAACCUGCCAAAACGGAGGACGCUGCUACGACAGAGGAACCCGCCAAAACGGAGGACGCUGCUAACACUGAAGAGCCUGCAAAAACUGAGGACACUGUAAGCAAAGAAGACCCCGUAAAAACAGAAGACACAGCGAAGACUGAAGAACCUGUAAAGGCUGAGGAUGGAACAAAGGCAGAGGAACCAGGACAAGCGGAGGCUGAUGCCAAAACUGCAGAGGCUGCAAAAGCCGAAGAUGCUGCUAAGGUAGAUGAAGCAACAAAAACUGACGAAAACGCAGAGGUCACCAAACCAGAAGAUCCGGUAAAGGUGGAAGAAAACACCGAAGCUGACAAGCCAAAGGAGGAGGAGAAAACAUCGGAACCAACGGAGGCCAAAGCAGAGGAUACAGCCAAUCCUGAAGACACUGCAGCUACUAAGACUGAAAACGAGAACAGUCAAUCUCAGGAAAAUGAUAAAUCAGGUGAAAAUGCAACGAGCGAGGACAAGGCAAAAGAGGACGUGUCUUCAGACAAGAAAGAAGCUGAAACACAAGAAGGCACAGCGUCCUCCGCCGGCACUGAUGCCAAAUCAGAUAGUGCUGCAGCUGAACCAGCGGCCGCAUCAGAAACUGCAGCACCGAAUGAGAGCUCCUAGUAAAGAUGUUGGGGCAACUAGCAUUUCUAGAAUGGACCCACGAGAACACAAAAGUCUUUUGGAGUGCUUUAGUCGGGUUGAUUUCGGGAUGAUGUGAAUUGUCACUGACAAUGUAGGUUUUGAUACAGCGGAAUUGAGUAUGAAGGUUUGUGCUGAGGAAUGACAUCAUUGUAUUAAAGGGUCAAAUAUGAUUUGGUGGGCUUUUAAUAGAUGGUGUUAACGUGUAAAAUUUCAAAAACAUGUAGUACCGAGUGUAAAUAUUACAUGUGAUUAUUGUACAGUGGAUCUAUAGUCAGUAUAAUUUCUGGUUUUACUUGCCGUGUUGUGAUUAUUGGGUUGAUGGUACUUUUCAGCAAUGGAUUUAAAAAAAAAAACACAUCUCAGAAAAAAUGUACAUAGAUACAGAAAUCGUACGUAUGGUCUUUCCUGAGAUAAUAUUGUACAAUCACAAACGUUGCUUGGAUGGUCUUAAGUCCAUUAACAACUCAGAUAUAAUAACGCAGUAAGGGAACCAUCAGUUUUGUUAUUUAUUUUGAAUAAAAGUAAAAGCUUG
Branchiostoma floridae (Florida lancelet) is the source of this 4997-nucleotide messenger RNA. RefSeq lists its product as uncharacterized. Bases 893 to 4444 code for a protein of 1183 amino acids. Gene Ontology annotation, biological process: nucleotide catabolic process. The transcript has 14 exons. NCBI's taxonomy places the organism in Eukaryota, Metazoa, Chordata, Leptocardii, Amphioxiformes, Branchiostomatidae. Gene Ontology annotation, molecular function: hydrolase activity. The record is from RefSeq and is a predicted model, not a curated record.